Molecule: messenger RNA, 2263 nt
Organism: Pollicipes pollicipes
Lineage: Eukaryota; Metazoa; Arthropoda; Thecostraca; Pollicipedomorpha; Pollicipedidae
Product: synaptosomal-associated protein 29
Exons: 4
Coding region: 286-1101 (271 amino acids)
Biological process (GO): synaptic vesicle priming; synaptic vesicle fusion to presynaptic active zone membrane; exocytosis
Cellular component (GO): plasma membrane; SNARE complex
Molecular function (GO): syntaxin binding; SNAP receptor activity
Source: RefSeq, a predicted model, not a curated record
GAUAAAAUUCGAGAGUUGUAAGUUGGUUGUGAGUGAAAGAGCAGCGGGAAUUUGCAGGAAAACCCAAGUAGCCUUUACUCUAGUAGCCUUGAGGAAAACCCUGGUGCGACAGGGCUGAACGCGGGCUAAGGCUUGGGCAUUAAGGCUGACGCCUGGACUGUUGUACGGCGUUGGGUUGAGGGAGCCGUCGGCUGUGUGUUUGUUAAAUACGGCUUCGCACAUAAAAGCUAUAUUAUAGUAGAUUAGGGCGGUUUUAGUGCACGCCUACAAAUACAAGUCGAAGUCAUGGCAGGAAGGCAGUAUAGUGAUGCGAAAAAUCCCUUCUUCUCCGUUGAAGAACCAGUAUCUGAUGAUGACUUUUUGAGGCACCCUAAACAAGGUUCAUCUGGCUACAUGUUUCCUGGGCAUCAGUCUGGUUCACACAAUCCCCUAGAAGAUAGAAGGCUUCAACUUCAAGAGGAGCGUAGAAAAAUUGAGCAGCGCACACUGGAUUCUUCUAGUCGAUCAGUGGGUCUUCUUCAAGAAUCAGAACGAGCUGGUAUUGAAACAGCUGAGGAGCUUAUCAGACAGAGAGAGCAGCUGGAAAACACAGAGCGAAGAUUGGAUGACAUCAACUCAACAUUGAAUGUCAGCCAGAGGCAUAUCAGCAACAUAAAGAGCGUCUUCAGCAGCCUGAAAAGCUACUUCGGCAGUCGUGGUGCGGCAACAGCGGACCCGGCGCGCCCGGCCGGCGCUGGCGCCGCUUCCGUGCCACAGUCGUCAUCGGAUAGCCGCCUCCAACAGACCCUGCAGCGCACGGAGGCGGCCGCCGCUGACCGGCCGUCUCAGCCGCAUCCUGGACUGCGCAUGCGCGGUCUGGAUGACGAGGCGCUGUCGACGCCGGCCGCCGCUGACCCGUACGCCCGUGUCGACGCCCAACUGGACAGGAAUCUGGAGGACAUGUGCUCGGGUCUGACAAGGCUGCGCGGCCUCGCCGAGGGUCUCGGUGACGAGAUCUCCGAACAGAACGACAUGCUGGACCGCAUCAGCAAGGCGACCGACCGCGCCGACCUCCGCGUCACCAGCCAGAACAAGGACAUGGUCCGCAUCCUCAAGAAGUAGGCGGUCGGAAGCGAGCAGGUGCGUUGAGAACAGGCUGUCGGCAGGGCCAAGGCCGCAUCGUCGACAAGGGGGCUGCGGUCGGGACAUGGCCACGAUCAUCAAGGAAGUGGCUGAGUUGGCGACCUAGAGCCUCAACAAGAAAGCUUAUUGUGGGAGUUCGGUAUCGACACGAAAAAAAAAACAGACUUCAGGUGGUGAUAGAAAUCCUUAAUAAGUAAAAGUCUAUGGCGGCUUGGCCAAAAUCAUGUGGAGCAACGCUAUUUGCUACAUUUGACCGGUGUCCCAAAAUAGGGUCGGACCAAAAACGCGUUGAAAUAAUGACACGGUCGUCAGGGGCAGAUGGUCAGCAUCAGUGUACUCAUCGGUGUAGUGGACACAGCACGUCCACACAAGCGCCGGUGGGCGGGCCGAAUCCAUGUGGACCGCUGUGAGGCCGCGUCUGUCCGAGUGACGGGUCACCGCUGACCAGAUCCGGGCGCGGGGUGUCGGGGCGUGUGAUCCUGAGUUGUGUCCUACAUAUCCAGGGAGCGAAAACGCCGGGCGUCCCCCAUGGAGCGCUCGGUCAUCCCCCAAUAAUUAUUCUGCGCUGCCGCCGCCAUGCCACCCUUCCGCGGUGAUAUAGGCGCAUGUUUACUGUGGUCGGCAUGCUUACCCCGCUUGGAUGGCCAAUUUUCUCCGUGGCCGUAUAACCAUUGCAUCAGCAAUCCAUUCGCGUAUUUGUGCACCGAUAGCCACGAGAGGUGCGGUCGUUAGAUCUUCUGUGCGGUGAGUAGUCCACGUUAGCUGGUGUCAAGCGGAUGUGCGCGUGCAUGUGGAUGUUUUGUAUCUCCGGUGUCUACGUUGCACCAAGCUUGGUGUCACUGUGGGGCGGGGAGGGUCUUAGGAAAGGAGGUCGAAAUGCCAAACUGUUACACGUGUCAUUGGCAGUAAUGUUAGUUCUGGACAUGUGCUAAUUAAGCUCAUAAGCUCAUUGGCUCUUGAAACGCGUGAAAUUCGCCUUGCAUAACAAACUGUAUCUUGUUUAAGAUACCGCGUGCGAGAUUUUUUCGAGCUUUGAGAUCUGAGUGAUUCUCUCGGAAGUGCAGGGACCUUCAUACGUUGGCCGCUGUAAGCCAAUUCAUUAUGGUGGCGUGUUGCUGAUAAUAAACGGGAAGUACACACA